AUGCAGUCAUGGAUGCAAGUGCAGUUUGUAACUACAUCUGCCAACCAAAUCCAUAGAGGGUUUAGAAUUCAGUACAGGAUACUUUCCGAAGGUCGCUAGAGCUUACCUUUUCUGUUAAUUCUUAUACUUUCAGCGGCAAUACAAGAGCCUCCUUCGUCGCUGGGAGAGGGUUUGUUUCAAGGAUGUGGUGGUCAUUCGACUCCAGGACAACUUUCAGGUUAAUUCAAUUCUUUCAAACACUUUACCCAUGCUGCUUUCAGGAGAGAUCUAUUCUCCUGGUUAUCCGGCGACAUAUCCGAAAAACUCUACUUGCAAUUGGCUUAUAAGAGUUGAAGCUCGUCAACGAAUUUAUAUUCGUAUAGUCUAUCUUCACCUUGCUCCAACUAUAGGUAGUUGCCUCGUGAUCAGUGAUCGACUUAUUUACAAAUCAAACCCCUAUUCUAGCCGAGUGUGAGCGUGCUUCUCUGACAAUAAUCGACGGUUACAAGCACGAAAAAAACCUGAGCGAUCGAAAGGAGAUUGAAUCUACUGAAGCAAAGUUUUGCGGCAGCCAGCUUUAUUACUCUGAGGAAGGAAUGAAAAGCUAUCUUUCAAGUGCAAACAGAAUAGUCGUUAGACUAAUAACUCAGGAUGGACCGGCAUCUUCUAUGAUCGGUGAAGAACGUAUUGGUUUCAAAAUUGUCUGGACCGCAGUGGAAGGCUUGAUAGGCGAAAACGGGAUCAUUGACGAAUCAUCGAGUACAAGCGAGACACAAUCGUGCAAGGGUCAGUUCGUGUGCCACGGCGGUCAGGUCUGCGUGGAUCAGGUAGUAUUUCUCCUUUGCGUUCAAACAGCAACACGAGAAUUGUAGGGCCAUGGCAUUUGCGCGUCUCGGUCGCGCCUUUGUAUUCACAAUUCUUUGGUAUGUGAUGGAAUUCAUAAUUGCGUGGAAGGAGAUUUUUCUGACGAACAGCAUUGUAACGAAAGGAAGUUCUAAGCUUUGCUGAAAUUCAGAAUUAAGGUUAUUCGCGAGAAAUUGUGACUUCUGCGGCAUGUGGAUUCUCAAUAAUAGUGCUAGCCAUGCUAAUUUUGGUUUGCUGUGAUCAGUUUCGAAAACGGAGACGGCUACGAAUUCUAAUUAGAGAACGGCGGUCAGCGGAAAAUGGGAAAUGUGGCAGUGUUCCGCAUGUUGCUUCACAGCGACAACCUGUGCGGUGAUUAACUACGGCCUAAAUACGGGUAAGCAAGAAAUAUAUAUUUUUCAAUUUCUAACAAAUAUGUGUGGCGGACAAACUAAGAAAUAAACAUGUGAACUUUCCACAAAUCGGCAAAGCCGUUCCGAGCCCCAUUAGAGUAUUUAGUAACGCGUUUCAAUGAGGCUACCCCGAAUCAGAAUUGUCCCGGAUCACAACCUAUCUGCAGGUGGUUCUUGUUACGAAAAGUCAUGUUGAGACGGAUUCUGCUUCGUGACAGUUCUAAUACAGGACAGUUCUGAUUCGAGCAGUUCUGGCUCGGCGUAG
Molecule: messenger RNA, 1500 nt
Organism: Caenorhabditis sp. 36 PRJEB53466
Lineage: Eukaryota; Metazoa; Nematoda; Chromadorea; Rhabditida; Rhabditidae
Source: the annotation of a GenBank genome assembly